This is a messenger RNA of Triticum dicoccoides, 1625 nucleotides long. RefSeq lists its product as uncharacterized. The record is from RefSeq and is a predicted model, not a curated record. The coding region runs from base 1 to 450 and encodes 149 amino acids. NCBI's taxonomy places the organism in Eukaryota, Viridiplantae, Streptophyta, Magnoliopsida, Poales, Poaceae. The transcript is spliced from 6 exons.
AUGGCACUGCUUGUCCUGGGAGUGAUUAUUCUCAUUGUAUACUUCAACAACGGCUCAGGUACGCGAAGGCCGCAACCGCCAAGGCGCACCUCACGCGCAGGGGCUGCCGGCAAGAAGGACGUGGGCGAGGCCUUCUUCGUCUUCAUGGCGAGUUCCGCAAGGAUUUCAAGCAUAAAACCCCAUGAACAAGUCUGUCGCUGCUGUAGGCAAAGCAGCGGGUGGGAGGUGGAAGAGCUUGAGCGAGUCGAUCAUGGUGUACCAGCUUGCAAGGGUGUUGCUUUUUGCCACGGAUACGGUGUCCGGCACCAUGACCUUGAGCCACACAACCUGCAAAUUGGUGGAUGGGUUGGUAUCCUCUGGUUUGAUCCCUGCAAGAGGAAGUUUUCUCUUCUCUUUAUCAACCAAAGGCACUUUCUUCUCUCAUGGAUGGAUGGGACUCCAUCAAUUUAGUAUCAGUUUAGGUGUUAGUAUGCUGUUGAUGCUUGUGUUGAUGCCAUGAUUUUUGUCUUGUCAUGUGCUGAUAUUAACUGGUAGCAUCAUCUCCCAUGAUUGCUUGCUUGCUUGCUUACUCUAUAACCUGUACUGCUAAAACAUGUUAUGCUACUCCAUGAUGCUAUAUCAUUUGCAAAUACUCCUAGACAUCAUCUCCCGUGAUGUUGCAUUAGCUAUAAUCUGUACUGCUAAAAGAGGAGUGUAAACUGGAGUAAUUUUUCAGCCAUUCUAUUUGUUUUCUUUUGGGCGGAUGCUCUCCACUGGAGUACAGUUGGGUACUGCAUCUCUUUUUGCAUUCCUUUUUCAGUCAGUGUUUGAACAUUUUUUUAAAGAUGAAUUGGAAUACUCCUGGACAACAAUACAUGGAGUAUAGCUGGAACUUCUUGCAGUAUAGCUGCAGCAGUCCAUUGGGAGUAGUUUUGCAUCAGUAGCAUUAGGAGUAAGUUCUUGCAGAAAGUCUUUGACACAUAUUGUCAUGCAUCAGUAGCAUGUUUGCUUGUUUUGGAGUAGUGAUUAAUUACUUGUAAUGUUUUUUUUGUCUGAGCACACACACUAAAUGAAACUCUUUUAGAUAAUUAUUAUUAACUGAAACUGUUAUGUACAUGAAUAUAGUCUAUCUACAGCAAGUUACAUAUGUGGUGCAAAUGUGUAGAACUACUAGUACAAUGCUUGAGAUUUGAUCAUUAAUAUAGUGUAUCUACAAUUGUACAUGAAUAUAGUGUAUCUGCAGUACUGUAAUAUUCUUGAGACUUGAUCCAAACCAUAUUAAUUGUUGCUAGUGAUUUUAUUAUCUACUUUUUGCAUCAUCUGAACAUUUUUUUGCUGCUGCAUAGUUUCUCACUCAUGAUUGAUCUAUUGCAAGGUGAAUGAGGUUUUCAAAUAUUGAAGGAGGAAAAUAUGAACUUUUAUUCUGUCUUAUCAUCUAAACUUCUGUUUUAAUUUUCUUUGUCGUAGAAUAGUUCUGUUUGGCACUUACUGUUCUUGGGAUGUAAAGAUAUGUAUUGCUAGAAUGAAUGGUUGUAAUACAAGCAAUAUUAUAUUUUGGGCUCCUAUAACAUUGCAUGUUGCUUUGAAAAUGUAUCAGAACUGGGCUAGGCCCAAGAUAGCUUGUGGUGUGAUAUGUUGUAAUGUCA